Exophiala dermatitidis NIH/UT8656 is the source of this 2695-nucleotide messenger RNA. RefSeq lists its product as uncharacterized. The transcript has a single exon. Gene Ontology annotation, molecular function: protein dimerization activity. Lineage: Eukaryota; Fungi; Ascomycota; Eurotiomycetes; Chaetothyriales; Herpotrichiellaceae. The record is from RefSeq and is a predicted model, not a curated record. The coding region runs from base 594 to 2321 and encodes 575 amino acids.
GUCGCGGCGGGAUGUUCUUGCACCUCGACACUGGCCUCGUCCACGAGAAUGUCGAGUUCAGGGUGCUCCUCCAGAUCCUGCUGCUCCAUCCUAUCAUGGACCACCCACUGCACACGAGGGCCGUUGGCUCGAAUGGCGAGUGUCGUGUGCUCCUACACGUGCCCAUAUCCUCCCGCCUGGACGACUUGUCUGUUCGACUACAACCAUGGGGGUUGUCUUUCCUGAGACCGGCCUAUUUACUGCCUUGAAUCUCUGCCUUUGCACUGUUUCUCUCCUUUGUUCCUGUUGUCCCUCAGAAUGUGUGUUAGCAGUCACAUUCCCCAGUCCGCUUCUCCUUUGGCCUGUAUCUUGCUCUAUUAGACCGUCUCCCAAAUUAUAACAGAAGAACCACCCCCCUGCUUCCUCCGCAGGACCAACUCUCGCUUGUUGCCCUACCACGAAACGGCCCCAAUUGACCAAAGAAAGCUGUCCAGCGGACGGCUGCUGCCUGCGAAAAGCUGCCCGUCUGUUGUUCGCGAAGUAAAACCUGACACAGUCUGAUUUCGUUGCGUUCCGUUCCUGUUCGGGCCAUUUGGCGUUCUCUGUUGCCCAGGAUGCCUCGACCACGUCCUCCACCAACCCCGACCAGCUCGACCGACCUGAAGGCGGUGGAAAAGACCAGCCAAAACUCGGACAUGGAGGCAGUGUUUGCUCUACCUCCUCCAGCAUUGCGUUCGGCGGCCGAGAGUGAAUACCUGCGCCGUGACUCCAAGUCCUCAACCACGGGAGCAGCGAGUACUGGUACCGGCAUCGGCGUGCCGCCCUUUCAGACCACUCCUCCCAUUUCACCGCAGGAAAAGCCGCUCAGUUCGAGUCCUCGGCAUAAACGAACGGCCUCUGGCGCCAUCAAAUCCCAAUCCAUCGCUGCUGCCAGUCAACAACAGCCAAAAUCCAACAACACACAGACAAAUGGAUCGUCCUACUCGCUUCCUCCACCCCCCAGUCGCGCCCGGAAGAUCAUCCAGAUGAAGCCCAAGUCGACAAAGACGAGCGCUGCCUCCGAGACCAGCGAUUCAAGCUACCAUCUUCCAGCGUCGACCACGGCUGCUACCGCUGCUGCUUCGAAUCCGUCAACUGCCAAAUCUUCCGGCGCUGCGGCCAACUCGAAAAAGGGCGGCAAGCAGCCUUCGGCCACCAGUGCCGCAGGGCGAAAGAUUGCCCGAAAGACCGCACACAGCAUCAUCGAGCGACGUCGCCGGAGUAAAAUGAAUGAAGAGUUUGGAGUCCUCAAAGACAUGAUCCCGGCCUGUGAAGGCGUCGAAAUGCACAAGCUGGCCAUCCUCCAGGCGGGCAUCGAAUACGUCCGAUAUCUGGAAGGAUGUGUGGCACAACUCAAAGCCGAGAAUGAAAACAAGAGCCGGCUGGAACUGGCUCCUCCGAGGCACCAGCAGCAGCAACAAAUUGACAUGGCUGAGGAUCAGCCCAGUGAAGAUGAUGACGAGGACGACGCUGGUGACGGACCCCAGUCUGUUUCUUCAUUUGGGAGACGGCAGAGCAGCCGGCAGCAGAGCAGUCACUGGGCCGGUAAAGAUGAAUGGUCUCUCCGAGACUCGCGCAAAUCAUCGGCUGCGUCACGCGGCAGUACCAGCACCAGCACCAGCUCGUCGUAUCCGUCGCCAUAUACGCAGCCACAGGGAAGUAGCAAACGCCGCAUUCUCCCGGCCUCUGCCUCUGGCACAACCUCCAUUGCCGCCUCGCCGCUUCAGAUGCCGAUGAAUUCUCAGUCCGGUGCUACCAGCUCCGGAACUCCAACGCCUACGCUGUUAAGUCCAGCGUUGAACGCCAUCCACUUCAGCCCUGAAGACCAACAAGGUCGUCACGGUUCUGCUCAGAUGAAACCCAGUUCAGGCAUCAUGACCACACCAGCAGAUGCUGUAGGGUCAUUGCCAUCGACAUCCAGCUCAUGGGCAACCGUCAACCAUCAGUCUUUGUCUUCAGAACCAAGUCCCAAUAUGCAACCUCUUCCAUCGCCCAAGGCAGCAGUGCAUGUGCCUCUGUCUCAAUCUCAUUCUCAUUCUGCCGCUGCUGCACGCCACUCCGUGUCCGGGACGUUACAGCUCCCUCAAACAGACGCCGCCGAUGCUAGGGGUCGAUCUCCCGGCGCGGUGAGCGAUGUGUCGGCCACUGCCGAGGCUACCGCCAGCGCUGCAUUGAUGAUGCUCACCAAUGAGUGGAGGGGCGGUGGCAGAAAUGCUUCUGUCAGCGUCAGCACCGUUCAUCCUGGUGCUGACAGUCGAGAUAGAUCAAAAGGCAUGAGCGUGAGGGAUCUGUUGAGUUCUUGAAAUAGACACAAAGUUGACAUGCGGCACCUUGUAUUGGACACAUGUUUUGUUUGAUGUUGAGAUGAUGAAGAUCCAGAAAACAGACUGCCUAUGGAUUUUGUAGAUAUACUGACUGGGUUCGGGGUUGGCAACAAGGACAUUCAUGCAAUGCAUUGGGGACUUAUUAUACUCAGUACGAUUCUAAAAGUGUAUUUAUUUUGAUGAUAUAGAUCUGCGACAGAGCAAUCUGGGAAAGAAUGUCAAGCCUCGAUCCAGUCUAAUCGUUUAUGAGGUGACUGCCUAAUUACAAGGCCGAGUGACCAAGGACAUUGUCGUGUAGUUUGUGCAACUAGGUCCUGUACAAACGUUUCACGUAUGUCCUUGUUCGCGUGAAC